AUGUCUCUUCCACGUCAACAACGACAACGACAGCGACGAGGCUUUUAUGUGACUAAGGCAUGUAUCAAUUGUCAGCAAAAACACACAAAAUGUUCUGGAGAAGCAACUUGUGAACGUUGUGCACAACAUAGUCUUGAGUGUACUUUUAUUGAAUCGGGUAAAAAACGUGGGCCAAAGACGAAUGGUAAACGCAUAAAACAGAUAUAUUUUCUUAACGGUCCUGAAAAUGACUUUAAUGAAACAUCUAUGCUAUCCAAUGCUGAACAAGGUCACACCUCGACUCUACCACCAUCUGAAUAUCCACAACAACAACCAGAUAGUCUUGAUGAAGUAACUGUUUACUCUUAUCAAGCACACACCAAUAGUGGAUACAUUAUGCAAAAUAAUAAUCUUAUAGACAACACAUCCAUUAAUAAUAAUAAUAUUUUCUAUUUAUGUGAAUGGUUUAUUAUUUGA
Messenger RNA from Dentiscutata erythropus, 456 nucleotides. The record is from the annotation of a GenBank genome assembly. NCBI's taxonomy places the organism in Eukaryota, Fungi, Glomeromycota, Glomeromycetes, Diversisporales, Gigasporaceae.